This is a messenger RNA of Ectocarpus sp. CCAP 1310/34, 648 nucleotides long. NCBI's taxonomy places the organism in Eukaryota, Phaeophyceae, Ectocarpales, Ectocarpaceae. The record is from the annotation of a GenBank genome assembly.
AUGACCUCCUUCCUUUCUCCGUCUUCCGACAGACAGCACUUCUUCUUCGCCUUGGCAGUGCUGGGCGGUGCACCCAUGGAUGCUCUGGCGGAAGGAACGGCUGCCGUCAUAGUACGCGCGAGCAACUUGCAAGGGGCCUCGCAGGAGUCUCUCUGCUACGUCGAGGUCACCCAUGAGGGAGCAAGUUCAGACCACCAGCAGACCACGCUCACGAACACACGUCACCAACACCCCGCACUCGAGUUCCGACGCUUCCGACGGCGGGCGGAGGCGAACCUAACACGGCUAACGCGGCGGAUCUUUCGUUUGAAGUGGAUCAGUGGAUCUCUCUCCUGCAAGACUCCUCCUGCAACCCAUCGCCGAGGGCGGAACUCUCUCGGUUCUCGUUUCGUAUCGGAGAGGGAGGAGAGAGAGGGCCAGGCGGGCGGCGGUGGAUGAAUACCUCUCAAUACCUCACUCACGUGAUCACUUGAGCUGCACACAAAUACAUGACGCAGCUAUGAUCNAUGUCCACGGAAGCAUCUGGCACAGAAGCAUCAGGGUGUCGCUUUCGUCUGGAAUACAUUUCUAGACACAUCAAGACCGGAGAUGUGUGGCACGUUGUUGUGUACGUAGCGGGUCGUUCGUACACAGCAAUGCAGCAGCAGC